Molecule: messenger RNA, 1362 nt
Organism: Phanerochaete carnosa HHB-10118-sp
Lineage: Eukaryota; Fungi; Basidiomycota; Agaricomycetes; Polyporales; Phanerochaetaceae
Exons: 4
Coding region: 1-1362 (453 amino acids)
Source: RefSeq, a predicted model, not a curated record
AUGUUGGUGAAAGAUAGGAAGAAGGAGAUUGCGCGGUUGAAUACUGUCGGCAUAGAGGGAGAAGACAAGGAGUUUGAAUGGGAGAGGGAGAACAACAUUGCGAGGCUCAAGCUGCUUCAACUGCAGCUGAAUCUCGGAGCUGGACCAACAGGACCAAAGGCGCCAGAUGCCACGCGCAGAGCAGGUGCCAAAGACAAAUAUGUUCCAUCAGAUCCCGACGACAUGCGCCUUUCUCCUUCCAACACUCGCUUGCGGGCUGCUAUCUCACAACACAACACCUUGCCCUCAUCCUCUUCCUUGCCUUUGCCCUCUUCCUUGCCGACUUCCUCUCAAGUUCUGGAAUUGUCCGAGCCCGCCGCACUUGCUCAUACCCAGCUGAGCCCCUCCGCUGACGCUGCCAGCACAAACCUACACACUGACAGUCCCAUUCAGCAGGAACAGUCAUUUUCUGCAGCCCUUGUCGAUCAGAUCGAUACCUCUCUCGACCGUCCUCAUCCUAACACAAUGGUUACAAAUGCCGCAGAGAGCGUUGUUAAUGAACAAGAAGACAGCGUCGCCAGGCCGCUAGGACUGCAGGCUGGUGGUGGGAGCUCUGAGGCCAUAUGGGCUUUAAAGCUCGACAAACUGCCUGACGGAGGAUGCUGGAUUACACCUAUCUACACCAGUUUCGUGCGGGAAGAGAUUGUAUCUGAUAUGCAAGCUACGUGGCGGCAGUUGCUAAAUGACUGGGUGCAGCUUGAGGCGGCAAUGGAGUUUGCAUAUGCGUUGCACAGAUUUACUGUGGCAGGCCGUCCCAAGAAAGUUACAUGGUGGGUUGGGCGAGUGCAAAAGCUCCGGUUUCAUGUCGAGCAAAGUGAUCAAUCCACAUACAGUAACCGUUUCACUCAAUGGUGGAGUGCAUGUAAUUCUGAGUGGCGGACGCGCGAUGCAGAUGGGCAUCCUGCGCCUCCAGGCACAGGAGAUUGGUCUACAAUGCUCAUACCCGGUGCCAACGGGAUUUGCCAGAUUAUAGCCUGCCUUGUGAGCUUAUCCAUUGCAACAGAUAUCCAGUCGUGGUCCCGUAGCAUGUGUGAUGUCCACUGGAUGGUUGGUGAAUUAUUAGCAGCAGUUGAGAAUGGUGCAAGUGUGCCAGCCAAGGAACCAUCAAAAGCAUUGGAUGCUCCUACUGCGAAGGGUCAAAAGCGCAAGGGUGGGGCGCUAUCAGUGCCGAAAGCUGUAAAGCAAAGCUGGCGUGCUCGCGUAUUGGUAGAAGUAACCGCAGAUAAUCCAUUUGUGUACCUGGCAAGUGUAUAUACCUGCUGGGAGCAUGUGAACCAUGAUAUCCAAAGUAAUACCAACCGUCUCCAAGCUCACAGAGCAUGA